Messenger RNA from Orycteropus afer afer, 6375 nucleotides. RefSeq names its product general transcription factor IIIC subunit 1 (gene GTF3C1). Gene Ontology annotation, molecular function: DNA binding. The transcript has 36 exons. Gene Ontology annotation, cellular component: transcription factor TFIIIC complex. Lineage: Eukaryota; Metazoa; Chordata; Mammalia; Tubulidentata; Orycteropodidae. The record is from RefSeq and is a predicted model, not a curated record. Gene Ontology annotation, biological process: transcription initiation at RNA polymerase III promoter; 5S class rRNA transcription by RNA polymerase III.
AUGGACGCGCUGGAGUCGUUGUUGGACGAGGUGGCCCUGGAGGGGCUCGAUGGCCUGUGUCUGCCCGCACUCUGGAGCCGUCUGGAGACGCGAGUGCCGCCUUUUCCGCUGCCUUUGGAGCCCUACACGCAGGAGUUUCUGUGGCGGGCCCUUGCCACGCACCCGGGCAUCACCUUCUACGAGGAGCCGCGGGAGCGACCCGAUCUCCAGCUCCAGGACCGGUAUGAGGAAAUUGAUUUUGAAACCGGAAUCCUGGAGUCUAAGAGGGACCCAGUCCCUUUGGAGGAUGUCUACCCCAUUCAUAUGAUUUUAGAGAACAAAGAUGGCAUCCAAGGUUCCUGCCGUUUUUUUAAGGAGAGGAAAAACAUUACCAAUGAAAUCAGGACCAAGUCUUUGCAGCCUCAUUGUACGAUGGUGGAAGCCUUUGGCAGGUGGGGGAAGAAGCUGAUCAUUGUUGCCUCCCAGGACAUGCGUUACAGGGCCUUGAUCGGCUCAGAGGGGGACCCUGACCUGAAGCUCCCCGACUUCUCUUACUGCAUUUUGGAGCGAUUAGGCAGGUCCAGGUGGGAAGGAGAACUCCAGCGAGACCUUCACAGCACUGCUUUCAAGGUUGAUGCCGGGAAGCUUCACUAUCACAGGAAAAUCCUGAACAAAAAUGGGCUCAUUACAAUGCAGUCACACGUGAUCCGCUUACCUACCGGAGCCCAGCAACACUCAAUCCUCCUCCUCCUGAACCGCUUCCAUGUGGACAGGAGGAGCAAAUACGACAUCCUCAUGGAGAAGCUCUCAGGUGUGCUGAGUACACGGAAUAACCAGAUAGAGACGCUGGGAAAGCUGAGGGAAGAACUGGGUCUGUGUGAAAGGACGUUUAAGCGUCUGUACCAGUACAUGCUGAGUGCUGGCCUGGCUAAGGUGGUGUCUCGUCCCUUACAAGAGAUUCACCCUGAACGUGGACCUUGUAAGACAAAGAAAGGAACUGACGUCAUGGUUCGGUGCCUCAAGCUGCUGAAGGAAUUCAAACGGAGGUAUGAAGAUGACCAGGACGAGGAUGACGAUGAGGAGGUCAUCUCCAAGGCAGUGCCUCCGGUGGACAUCGUGUUUGAGCGAGACAUGCUCACACAGACCUACGAACUCAUUGAGCGCAGAGGCACUAAAGGCAUCUCCCAAGCAGAAAUCCGAGUGGCUAUGAACGUGGGCAAACUGGAAGCAAGAAUGCUGUGUCGCCUUCUUCAGAGAUUCAAAGUUGUCAAGGGAUUCAUGGAAGAUGAAGGGCGGCAGCGGACCACCAAGUACAUCUCCUGCGUUUUUGCCGAGGAGAGUGACCUCAGCCGGCAGUAUGAAAGAGAGAAAGCCCGAGGUGAGCUCCUGACCACAGUGAGCUUGGCCACCGUGCAGGAGGAGUCCAUGCUGCCGGAAGGAGAAGACACGUUCCUCUCCGAGUCGGACAGUGAGGAGGAGAGCAGCAGCAGCAGCAAGAGGAAAGGCAAAGGAUCGCAAGGGGACGGGACCCAUCGUGCCACCUCAGCCAAGGGUGGGUGGAAGGCUGCAAACCUACCCUCAUUGAAGAAGCCACCAUCUGGCUCCCCAGGAACUGCCGAGGAGAAAGCUUGCUGGGGCUCCGCCGGUGGGGACAGCCUCGAUACCAGUGGCUUCUCAGACACCAGCGUGCCCUUUAGCUCCCGCCGCACAGAGAAGAAUAGUGGCGACAUAGCCUUGAUUGAGGAGGUCCGGCUGGAAAACCCAAAGGAGAGCAGCACCUCCCAGAAGCCUGGGAAGCAAAACCAGGACAAGCCCCAUGAGACCUACCGUCUGCUGAAACGCAGGAACCUGAUCAUAGAAGCUGUCACCAACCUCCGCUUAAUCGAGAGCUUAUUCACGAUUCAGAAAAUGAUCAUGGAUCAGGAGAAGCAAGAGGGUGUGUCCACCAAGUGCUGUAAGAAGUCCAUUGUCCGCUUGGUGCGGAACCUGUCUGAGGAAGGUCUGUUGAGACUAUAUCGAACUACAGUCAUUCAAGAUGGUAUCAAGAAGAAGGUGGAACUGGUGGUGCACCCAUCCAUGGACCAGAAUGACCCUCUUGUGAGAAGUGCCAUCGAGCAGGUCCGUUUCCGCAUCUCCAACUCAAGCACAGCAAACAGGGUUAAAAUUCCCCAGCCUUCAGCGUCCCAAGGAGAGGAGGAUGAGGAAAGUCAAGAAAACGAAGGUCCCAGUGGGUCAGGAUGCUCUUACCUGAAUGGUUCCUCUAAAGCUGACGGUGGCCGGAUGAAGAAAGCAGAUGAGAAAACGGACGUAGGCCAGCUUCAAAACUACCACCCCGUUAUAGUUCCUGGACUUGGGCGGUCUCUAGGGUUUCUGCCCAAAAUGCCUCGCCUGCGGGUGGUCCACGUGUUUCUCUGGUACCUGAUCUAUGGACACCCUGAUGGCAACAUGCUGGAGAAGCGGAGCUUCCACAGUGAGAGGAGACUGGGAAGGCAGGAGCUUGGGAGAGCAGGAGCCCAGCCCUUCUCCGGAAAUGACCCAGAGGCCCCCUCUGAUGCCCCGCCCAGAGACAGCGAAGGCGGCAUCACCCUGGAGACUGAGGUGGAGCCCGACACACAGACAGUGUAUGUGAACGAAGCUUCGUGGAUGCGCUACAUCCCCCCCAUCCCAGUGCACAGGGACUUCGGCUUUGGCUGGGCUCUUGUCAGCGAUCUCCUCCUCCGCCUGCCCCUCUCCAUCUUCAUCCAGAUCGUGCAAGUCUGCUACAAGGUACUGGAGGCCCCCAGGGCUGCCACGCGUCCUGGGGAUGAGCCCCUCAGAGAGGCAACAUGAGUUAGAUCCCUGGCCCCAGACCCAGACCCCAAAGAUGGACGAGAGUCGCAUGAUGGACCCUGUCUCCCUGUGUUUUCCAGACGUUACAUUUUCUCCGUCGUAGAGAGCCUUCAGAGGUUGUGCUACAUGGGGCUGCUGCAGUUUGGUCCCACAGAGAAAUUCCAGGAUAAAGAUCAGGUCUUUGUUUACUUGAAGAAGAAUGCAGUCAUUGUUGACACCACCAUCUGUGACCCACAUUACAACCUCGCGCGCAGCAACCGGCCCUUUGACAGGCGUCUCUAUGUCCUCGACUCCAUGCAGGAUGUGGAAAACUACUGGUUCGAUCUGCAGUGCGUCUGCCUCAAUACCCCACUAGGUGUGGUGCGUAACCCGCGAGCCAAGAAGAACAGCAACGUCGAUCAGGGCAGCGACGAGGAGGGCAGUCUGCAGAAGGAGCAGGAGAACGCCAUCGACAAGCACAACCUGGAGCGCAAGUGCGCCAUGGUGGAGUACACCACGGGGAGCCGCGAGGUCGUGGAUGAAGGUGUGAUCCCCGGAGACGGGCUGGGAGCUGCUGGGCUUGAUUCUAGUUUCUACGGACACUUAAAGCGCAACUGGAUCUGGACCAGCUAUAUCAUCAACAAGGCCAAAAAGGAGAACAUCGCCUCAGAAAAUGGGCUCAUGAUGAGGCUCCAGACGUUUCUGACCAAGCACCCACUGCCACUCGGUACUGGAGGCAAUAGCAAGCUGAGUAUCUGGGGAGAGACAAGAGCGACACCGGAGCUCUCUGCCGACAAGGAAGAGCAGUUUGACAUGGACAGAGAGCCCACAUUGGACAGAAACAAGAGAGUGAGGGGCGGGAAAAGCCAAAAGCGGAAGCGGCUGAAGAAGGACCCUGGAAAGAAGAUCAAGAGAAGGAAAAAAGAAGAAAACAAGGAAGAGAAACCCAGGAAGCUGCGCUACCACGAUGAGGCCGACCAGAGCGCCCUGCAGAGGAUGACCCGCCUCCGUGUGACCUGGUCCAUGCAAGAGGACAGGUUGCUCAUUUUCUGCCGAAUUGCCAGCAACAUCCUCAACACCAAGGUGAAGGGCCCAUUUGUCCCCUGGCAGGUCGUGCGGGACGUUCUGCAUGCUACCCUUGAAGAGUCUUUGGAUAAAACGUCUCAUUCGGUUGGACGAAGAGCUCGCUACUUAGUGAAAAAUCCACAGGCCUAUCUGAACUACAAGGUUUGCCUCGCCGAGGUGUACCAGGAUAAAGUGCUUGUUGGGGAUUUUAUGAAUCGCAAGUAUAACUAUAACGACCCAAAGGUCUGUGCCAACGAGUUUAAAGAAUUAGUGGAGAGGCUUAAAGAGAAGUUCAGCUCGUCCCUGAAGAGUCCGCACCUUGAAAUCCCAGACACGUUGCAGGAGCUGUUUGCCAGAUACCGAGUUUUGGCAAUUGGCGAAGAAAAAGAUGAACUCAAUAAAGAGGAUGAACUUAAUAGCAUGGACGACAUCCACGCCCUGCUGCUCCAGAACCUCAUCCAGAGCACACUGGCCCUCUCGGACAGUCAGAUGAAGUCCUGCCAGUCGUUCCAGACUUUCCGCAUAUACCGGGAGUACAAGGAGCAGAUUCUCGUCAAGGCCUUCAUGGAGUGCCAGAAAAGGAGCCUGGUCAACCGGCGCCGGGUCAAUCACAGCCUGGGCCCGAAGAAGAACCGGGCUCUGCCCUUCGUGCCAAUGUCCUACCAGUUAUCCCAGACCUACUACAGGAUUUUUACCUGGCGAUUUCCAAGCACCGUCUGCACAGAAUCAUUCCAGUUCUUCAAGAGAAUGCUGGCUGCUGGCAAGUCAGACCAGCCAAACCACUUUGCCUUCAAAGACCAGGAUAAUACCGACUCCACAGAUGACAUGGUGGUGUUUUCUUUGGACUGCCCUGGGGGACAUUGUGUGGCAGCCCUAACCCUUCUGUCUCUGGGCCUUGUUUCCGUGGAUGUCAAGAUCCCAGAGCAGAUUGUGGUGGUGGACAGUUCAAUGGUGGAAAACGACGUCAUUAAGAGCCUGGGAAAGGACGGGAGCUUGGAGGACGACGAGGACGAAGAGGAUGACUUGGACGAAGGCUCAGGAAGCAGACGCCGGAGCAUCGAGGUGAAAGCCCACCAGGCCUCCCACACCAACUACCUGCUCAUGAGGGGCUGCUACGUCCCUGGCAUCGUAAGCAACCGCAACCUCAACCCCAACGACAACAUCGUGGUGAACUCCUGCCAGAUGAAGUUCCGGCUCCGCUGCACCCCCGGGCCUUUCAGCCUGGGGCCCGCCGACCCUUCUCUGGAAGAGCUGGCAGUGGGGAUCUCCUGCCUGCCUGACACUUUAACCAGAGUGAUAAACACCCAGGAAAACAGCUUGGAGGAGUUUGUCCACCUGAUGGCGCUGUCUGGGUACAAACCAGAAGACGUGGUUGCCGCCUUGGAGAUCCAGAGGGCCAUUGCAGCCACAGGCUGUUUUGGGGUUGACAGGAUGGUGCUGAGCAAGCGGUUCUCCGCCUUUGAGACCAUAGGAGGCGGGCGCACCAGGGCCUUCACUGACUACGUCCAGGACCUCCUGGAGCAGCACCAGGUCCUGGAAGUUGGUGGUAACACCAUUCGCCUGGUGACUAUGGCUUCUGCCCAGCCCUGGCUCGUGCACUCGGUGCGUGUAAAAGGCCAAGAGGAGAAUGCUGAAUCUCAAAGAGAAGACCUCCAGCCCAGACCCCCAGAGGGCCCUUCCAGUGAUGGCAGCCCGUUUGCAAGGCAGGCCCCACUUCCCCAGGGCCCCCGGAGCACCAAGAGGCAUGCCAGCUGGGCCAGCAGCGAGCUGGCUAGUCUGAGCAGUUCCCAGAGCUCCCAGCAGCCCCCUGCAAAGAGGCCGGCGCUCCAGGACGUGCGCAGCCUUGGGCCAAGGGCAGAAGCAGGGCCGGAAACCCGGGCCCGUGCUCUGCCUGCAGCUCCUGAAAACACAGGGGCCAGGGAGUCUCUCCUGGGAGCAGCAGCGGCUGGGCAGGAGGCCGAAGAGGAUGUCACGGCGCCCCUCUCACCAGGUCGGGAACAGCUGAGCUAUCAGGGCCAGCUGGUGGAAGUCUGUGAAGACCCCCGAGGUCUGCCCGAGAGUUCUGUGGCCGGCAGCCUCUCGCCAACAGCCCAGGGAAGGGACUGCGAGAGCAUCUGCUUCAUCGGGCGCCCGUGGCGCAUCGUGGACGGCAACCUGAACAUAGCAGUGUGCAAGGGCAUGAUGGAGGCCCUGCUGUACCACAUCAUGAGCAAGCCCGGCGUUCCCGAGAGCCGCCUGCUGCAGCACUACCACGGCGUCCUGCAGCCCGUGGCCGUGCUCGAGCUCCUCCAGGGUCUAGAAUCCCUCGGCUGCAUCAGGAAGCGCCUGCUGGGGAAGCCCCCGCCUGUCUCGCUCUUCUCGAAGCCUGCGGUGGGAGAGCUUGAGGUGGCCCCCAGCCCCAGCCCCAGCCUGAGCGAGAGCGAGAGCGCCACGGUCUUCUAUGAGCCCACGCUGGACUGCACCCUCCGCCUGGGCCGAGUCUUCCCACACGAGGUCAACUGGAACAAGUGGGUCCACUUCUAA